This is a messenger RNA of Blastomyces dermatitidis ER-3, 2175 nucleotides long. RefSeq lists its product as uncharacterized. Bases 1210 to 1785 code for a protein of 191 amino acids. The record is from RefSeq and is a predicted model, not a curated record. The transcript has 5 exons. NCBI's taxonomy places the organism in Eukaryota, Fungi, Ascomycota, Eurotiomycetes, Onygenales, Ajellomycetaceae.
AAAAAAAAAAAAAAAAAAAAAAAAAAAAAAAGCCUGCUGUAACUUAUGUGCGAACAUCGAGGGGGAGGAAACGCCUCUUUUCCCCUAUUUCAUUAACAGCGGAUAUGAAGGCAUGGCGGAUGCUGGCAUGAUACAAACCGUGGAGGUUUCAUGAUUGCUGAUAACACCUCCGUUCUCAUAUGCCAACGAUGAGGUGAGCAAGCCACGAGCAGCCCAAUUGGCUGAAAAGCUAGCCAUGCUAAUGACAUAUGACAAGUUGGCGCGCUCAAUUUCCUCAAGGGACAACGAGACAGGGAGGGAGAGGGAGGAAUACUACGGAGUACUGAUGAGCGCAAUUGGUUGGUUUUCGUUGAAUUGAAGAAAGAAAGAAACCCUGUGGGUAAUGUGUUAGAUGACCGGUGGGGACAGUACAGAGUAUUCAGCCAAAAAAAAAAUGAGCAUUUCCAACAGGAUUACUUCGUCGUCCCUGUUUUUUGUUGUUAGUUGUUAGCGUCCCUGUGAGGCAAGAUGAAAAGAGGAGAAAAAAGGCUUGGAAUGCCCCGGCGGUGUAACUGUGCCAACCAGAAUAAUAUCCUUCGUGAUCCAUAUCAUUGGCAGAUACACCCCGCCCCAUACAAAAUUGUAUGGUAGCACAAGUCACUGUCCAACCGGGAACAGCAUCGCUAGUUUGCAAAUAUCCCCAUUGGGUAGGAAGGAGCCCGCCUGCAGUGGAAAUUGUUGGCUGUUAUUUAUGCGCCGUUCCUUCCGCACCUUCAUUUUUGCCUGUUUGGGCUUUUGCGCACUUUCCAAGGCUCUUCUUCCUCAGGCAAUUGCGCUGAUUCUUCCUCCGAUUCUUUUAUCUCCAACGGUCACUGUGUAUCCAUUCCGCGCAGCAUUCAAUUACAUAGUGGUACAGUACAGUACAUUCACUGCACAUAUUAUUCUCUGAGAUAUUGGAUGGCAACGAGCACCACAGCAACUACCACCACCACCACCACAACAACAAGGGCAACAAUAACAACGAACGCAGAGCUCUGAAGAUAGUUCGCGCUCUCAACCUCAACCAAGCAAAACCCAGCCAGUUAGUCGCAUUGGCAAAAAAAAUAUUCCUUAGCUGUAUACUGCUCUAGUCGACCGACUUCAAUCGCGACUCUGCCGAAACCCAUCUUCAAAUUCUGUUGCGCUUCGUUCCUAUCUGUAGUUAGCUGAGGCCGCUCACACACUGUGACAAUGUUGCUCUCCGCUGUUGUCUUCUCGCUCUCCCUGCUGGUGACGGGCAUCCGCGCCCAAAGCUUCAACCCUGAUUCUGUUUCCAAAGAACAGAAACUUGCUUGGUGUGAUGCCCAAACAGCUGCUUGCCCUUCUGUUUGCAAGAGCUUUGCCUCAGUCAACAGGUGCAGCGUGAGUGAUUUGACCUAUACCUGCACCUGCGGCGAUGGAUCAACUCCAGACCUUACCAAGUACAAAAACACGAUCCCGUUCUUCCUCUGCACGGAGACCUAUGCGCAAUGCAUCGAAAACCACCCCGAUGACUUGAGUGGCCAAAGAGCCUGCAAGGAGGAGCAAACGAAAUGCAUGGGAACCCUGGACCCUUUUAAGUCUCCGAAUAAAGACCCUGUGCCAACCGCGAGUCGGAAAAAGGUGGACGCUUCUAAAUCCACCGCAACUCCCACCACCACCACACCCACUAAGACGAACGAGCCGGCAGUCACCAGCAACCCAGCAUCAACGCUUCGCGUGGCAGGUGAUUCCUCUGUGGGCAUGCUGAUUGCUGUGUUCAUCGCAGCAUCCAGCUUGUUCGCAUAGACACCCCGUCUGACCGUAACUGCCGGCGAUGUCAUGUUUUGAGUGACUGUCAGAUUGACAGUGUCAUUCGAGUUUUAAAUGUCGAUCGUGCCCUUUCAUUAUUUGCCGGUGAUGAUAUGAGCGACAAGAACGAAAUGAAAGAAAGAACGAGAGAAAGAAGAAGAUGGGUCUCGGCACGAACGCGUGUAGUCCGUAGGAAGUUUUUGUUUUGUUCUCUUUGCUUCUCAAGUCUGUAGUCCUUAAUCCCCCACCAAAACACUGUGAGCACUCCUUUUUCCCUGUGUGAUAUUUUUUUGUAGUCAUGUUUAUGACCAGAUGUAACAUACCAACCGCUGUAGCAAUGGUAGCGAUAAAGUUAAGCACUUCCACGGUAUAAUUCUUUUUACUCGC